AUGUCUACAGCCCUUGAUUCACAGAGGCUUGGCCUGAUCUUCCAGUCGCGACCAGAUAUUAUCGAGGGGAUCAACCGAGCCGCCGAUUCGCCUGGACGCAUUGCUCUCUUCAACGAAAUCGCCGGCCACGUCUACGACCAACUACACAACGGUGGCGAGCCCGCCCUGAAAAAGCGGAAAGUCGACACUCCCAUGAAUGCAAAUGGUACACAACAGGCAGAAGUGAGCUCUGGAAACGCUUCUGAUGAGCCCGUGCUAUUGCAUAUUAGGGAGAUAUCCGUUUCGGUCCCCCAAAGAAAGAAAUUCGAGAUAUGCCUUACUCAAAACUUUGUAUACGCCAGGGCUCCUGGAACAACUGCCCCUAUUCCAGGCAUAACAUACGCUUGGAAGGAUAUCGAAUACCUCUUCUACUUGCCUGUGCCAGAAAAGGCGCAAAUACAACACAACUAUGUUCUCUUCCCCCGAGCAACAUGCCUCCCGUCAAGGACCAAUCCACCGACCGUCGAGCCGUUAGUCUUCACAGUUCCCGCUACGGCGCCAAAAGAGGGCACCAUUGGCGGCACCGAAGCGUCAGCUGCUGCUGCGGUAUCGGACACUUACAAGUCACUUUUCCACUGGGCAUUUGACAGGAGGCUGCGAGCUGCUGGGAACGCUCAUGAUAUCAUCUCGGCAGAUCCCAACAAAUUUCACAGCGUUGUUCGCCAGCCCCACCGACCGAAUGAAAGGGCUGUGCAUGUGAGUGGCUUCCGUGGUUCAAAGGACGGGUAUCUUUUCUUCCUUGAGAACGGGAUCCUGUGGGGAUUCAAGAAGCCCCUGAUCUUCAUUCCAUUGAACCGCAUUGCUGCUAUCAGUUACACUAAUAUCCUGCAAAUUACUUUCAACAUGGUUGUGGAGACUUUCUCGGGAGAUGGUGAACCAAACGAGGAACUGGAAUUUGGCAUGUUGGAUCAACAGGAUUACGGAGGCAUUGACGAUUACGUGAAGCGCAACCGGCUGCAGGAUCGAAGCAUGGCAGAACAAAGAAAGGCUAAGCUUCAACUUGCUGAAAACAGGGGCCCAAAGAAAGGCUCAGAUGAAGCUGAAGGUGGCAAUGCUGAAGGUGGGACCGAGCUAGAGAAAGCCCAACUCGAGGCUGAACAACAGUUACAAGAUGACGAGGACGAAGAUGAGGAAGACUACGAUCCUGGUAGCGAAGGGGACAGCGAAGGAUCCGGAGACUCUAGUGACGAGAAUGGCGAUGAUGAUGAUGAUGAUGAUGGUGAUGGAGAUGGAGAAGAGUAUGAUGACGAUGAGGAAGGAGGAGAGGAGGGAGAAGAGGAAGAAGAGGAAGAAGAAGAAGAGGUCAAACCAGAACCAGUAUCAAAGCCUGUACAGCCGGCGGGAGCUGAACAGAGCAAGAAGACGUCCCAAGUCCCCGUUCGUCAGGGAUGGGCGACAAUGGCGAGCUCACGGCCGACAGACGAUGUGGACAUGGAAGAAAAGUUUGAAGUCAUGUAA
Messenger RNA from Metarhizium robertsii ARSEF 23, 1497 nucleotides. RefSeq lists its product as uncharacterized. NCBI's taxonomy places the organism in Eukaryota, Fungi, Ascomycota, Sordariomycetes, Hypocreales, Clavicipitaceae. Gene Ontology annotation, molecular function: nucleosome binding; histone binding. The record is from RefSeq and is a predicted model, not a curated record. The transcript is spliced from 3 exons. Bases 1 to 1497 code for a protein of 498 amino acids.